Molecule: messenger RNA, 1368 nt
Organism: Lampris incognitus (smalleye Pacific opah)
Lineage: Eukaryota; Metazoa; Chordata; Actinopteri; Lampriformes; Lampridae
Product: gamma-aminobutyric acid receptor subunit alpha-2
Exons: 9
Coding region: 1-1368 (455 amino acids)
Biological process (GO): chloride transport; nervous system process; synaptic transmission, GABAergic
Cellular component (GO): GABA-A receptor complex; neuron projection; postsynapse
Molecular function (GO): transmitter-gated monoatomic ion channel activity involved in regulation of postsynaptic membrane potential; GABA-A receptor activity; inhibitory extracellular ligand-gated monoatomic ion channel activity
Source: RefSeq, a predicted model, not a curated record
AUGGGGACCACGGGCAGCGCUUGCACACUUAUCGUCUGCCUGCUCGCGCUGGACGCGCUCCGCCAGACGAGGUCCGUGAAUGCUGAUUCCGCAGCAGAUGCCUUCAAAACCAACAUCACCCUGUUCACCCGGAUCCUGGACAGACUGCUGGACGGCUACGACAACCGUCUGCGGCCCGGGCUGGGAGACCGCGUCACUGAAGUCAAGACAAACAUCUACGUCACCAGCUUUGGACCAGUUUCAGACACGGAUAUGGAGUACACCAUAGAUGUUUUUUUCCGGCAAAGCUGGAAAGACGAGAGGUUGACAUUUGACGGGCCUAUGAACAUUUUGCCCCUCAACAACCUGAUGGCAAGUAAAAUCUGGACCCCGGACACGUUCUUUCACAACGGGAAGAAGUCUGUAGCUCACAACAUGACCAUGCCGAAUAAACUGUUGAGGAUCCAAGAUGACGGGACUCUGCUCUACACGAUGAGGUUAACGGUGCAUGCUGAGUGCCCGAUGCAUCUGGAGGACUUCCCCAUGGACUUCCACUCCUGCCCGCUGAAGUUUGGCAGCUAUGCUUACACAGUGUCAGAAGUAACAUACACUUGGACUCGAAACGCCUCUGAGUCGGUGGUCGUGGGAGGCGAGAGCUCCCGCUUGAACCAGUAUGACCUUCUGGGACAAACUGUGGGGCAGGAGACUAUCAAAUCAAGUACAGGUGAAUACACAGUCAUGACGGCUCACUUCCACCUGAAGAGGAAGAUUGGCUACUUCGUUAUCCAGACCUACCUGCCGUGCAUCAUGACCGUCAUCCUCUCCCAGGUGUCCUUCUGGCUGAACAGAGAGUCGGUGCCAGCGAGGACUGUGUUUGGUGUGACCACUGUGCUGACGAUGACAACGCUGAGCAUAAGUGCGCGGAACUCCCUCCCCAAGGUGGCUUAUGCUACCGCCAUGGACUGGUUCAUCGCCGUCUGCUACGCCUUCGUCUUCUCCGCUUUGAUAGAGUUCGCCACUGUCAACUACUUCACAAAGCGUGGCUGGGCCUGGGACGGCAAGAGUGUUGUCACUGACAAGAAAAAAGAGAGGACGUCGGUCUUCAGGAAGAACAAUGCCUAUGCUGUAGCGGUAGCCAACUAUGCACCAAAUAUCACCAAGGACCCUGUCAUGCUCCCAACGAUUGCCAAAGGCGGCGCUGCAGAACCUAACAAGGCCAAAGCUGAAGGCAAGACUCAAGAAAGCAAGAAGACGUUCAACAGUGUCAGCAAAAUUGACAGGAUUUCAAGGAUUAUGUUUCCAGUGCUCUUUGGCAGCUUCAACUUGGUGUACUGGGCCACCUACUUAAACAGAGAGCCAGUUCUAGAGGAUAUGGUCCCGUCACAUUAG